UAAUUUUCUGCAACAGAAUCUAAACAGACAGAGUGAGAGAAACCAAACACAGAUCCAUAGAAAAGCAUUAAUGCUCAUCAGUCACCGAAAAAUGUCAGUGGAAGCAGGCAGCAUGGAAACCAUUGAGGUUACUCAAGACAAGAUUGUCAAAAAGGGGUCCUUUAGGAAGAAGAUAGAGAAGUUGAGGAGAUGGAGCACUUCUUCAGGUGGUGGCAGCUUCAAACGGCCGCCCAAAACUAAAACCCUCAGUCUGAACUCACCCACUGACCCUGACACAGAGCCCCUCGGAGUUGAGACGGAGCGCAGGAAACUCAGACCCAUUGUGGCAUCUGUCUUUGGUCAGGACAGAAAUCUUCGGCCAGAGGAAAUUGAAGAGUUAAAAGAAGCCUUCAGAGAAUUUGACAAAGACAAGGACGGCUUCAUUAGCUGUAAGGAUCUGGGCGAGUGUAUGAGGACGAUGGGCUACAUGCCCACAGAAAUGGAGCUGAUUGAACUCAGUCAGCAAAUCUGUGGCGGUAGAGUGGACUUCGAGGACUUUGUAGACCUGAUGGGUCCAAAGAUGCUGGCUGAGACAGCAGACAUGAUCGGAGUGAAAGAACUCAGAGAUGCUUUUAGAGAGUUUGACUCCGACGGUGAUGGUCAGAUCAGUCUGGCUGAACUGAGGGAAGCUAUGAAGAAGCUGAUGGGAGAGCAGCUCAACCACAGAGAGAUUGAUGAGAUCCUCAGGGAUGUUGACAUCGAUGGAGACGGACAGGUUGACUUUGAAGAGUUUGUCCGAAUGAUGUCUCGCUAACUAAGAGGACUCAUGAACAAAGAAGAGAACAAUCAGUUUCCAACUCCAGACUUGAAGAGUGAAAUAUUGCAUCUGCUUUAAUUAACUACCUAAUGAAAUUAUUUAAACCAUACUCUUUCUUCAUACAGGGACCUUUAGUUUACAUAUUUGCUUGCUUUUAUGACAAAGAGGAAAAGUGUGUUUCUUUAUUUAAUUUAUUUUAUCAUUUUGGUCUGAAAAAA
This is a messenger RNA of Carassius carassius (crucian carp), 1014 nucleotides long. Its product is annotated as calcium-binding protein 2-like. Gene Ontology annotation, molecular function: calcium ion binding. Lineage: Eukaryota; Metazoa; Chordata; Actinopteri; Cypriniformes; Cyprinidae. The transcript has 7 exons. The record is from RefSeq and is a predicted model, not a curated record. The coding region runs from base 71 to 793 and encodes 240 amino acids.